Styela clava is the source of this 13274-nucleotide messenger RNA. Its product is annotated as extracellular matrix organizing protein FRAS1-like. Gene Ontology annotation, biological process: anatomical structure morphogenesis; cell communication; homophilic cell-cell adhesion. Gene Ontology annotation, molecular function: calcium ion binding; protein binding. The record is from RefSeq and is a predicted model, not a curated record. Gene Ontology annotation, cellular component: membrane. Lineage: Eukaryota; Metazoa; Chordata; Ascidiacea; Stolidobranchia; Styelidae.
CUAGUUUAUUUUAGCGCUGCUAGUUUGCGCCAGUUGGUUCAAAUCAAGAAUUUUAUUUUCUGACGUAACGAGACAAGUUGCGGAAAGCAACGCUAAAAGACAAAAACUUCGGACGAAAAUCGGAAAUUAACUGUUUGAACCAUUUUGGUUGGAAACAAUUUGGAAUUUAACUCGGACCUUUACAACUAAGAAGAUUUUUUUAUCGGAGCAACUUUCUCAUUUGGCCGGAUAUACAGUUAAUCCGGGCCGCUAAGUAGGCUACGAUUUCGGACGAUAAUUUUGAACUACAAAAGGAAUACUAUUUUACACCAAUACAAACUUUAAAACCCUAUUUUGGACGCUAAAAGAGAGUUUUCAAACGCUUGGGAGUAUGCAAGCUUAUCUAUUGGAAUAGAGGACGUAGCGAACGAUACAUCUCACCAUAAAGCACAAUGUCCGAAAUUACCAAGUAUAUAUUCUAUCUGCUCGUCCUCAUAGCAAUUGCAACGUCUGUACAAGGUGAAUGCAUAGAAGACGGGACAAGACAUAAGAAUUCGUCUAUAUGGAGAAAAGAUUCCUGCACCACUUGUUCAUGUAAUAAUCACAUAAUUAUUUGUCAUAAAGAAAAAUGUAAAGACCCUCAAUGUGACGUCACUAAGGGAGGAUCACUUAUUAUACCCUCAAACAAAUGUUGUCCGGAAUGCACAAAACAACAAGGAAGAUCGUGUCUGAAGGAUGGAAGUGUUGUAGCGCACAACACACAUUGGAAAGGGAGUAACUGCACUGAAUGUGCAUGUAACAAUGGUGCCAUCCAGUGUUCGCCGUUGACCUGCAACCUUGACCUACAAUGCGGAUAUGGAGAAUUACCAUGGAAACGACCGGGUGACUGCUGUCAGAAAUGUGUCAGCACCGGAGCCUCUUGUAAAUACAACGAUGUAACUUACCGAGAUGGCGACGUUUGGACUCCUUCAAAGUGCGAAAGAGCUAAAUGCAGCAACGGUGAAAUCAACUACCAGAUCGCACACUGCGAACCAGUUGUUUGUCCACCGAGUCAACGAUCUGUUCUGCUGCCUGACCAAUGCUGCCCUCAAUGUGUUGGAGCCCCCUGCAUAUCAGAGGGAAAGCAGUACAAAUCAGGGGAACAGUUCAAACCUGAUUCAUGUCGUCAUUGUACAUGUCUAAAUGGUGACGUCACUUGUCACACAACCAGUUGUGACGUCAUCAACGAAGAAACAUUGGACGGUUCUCAUCAUGAAUGUCGAUCGGGAGAAGUAAAAGUAACAAGACAAGAAGAAUGUUGCCCCGACUGCGUUUCAUCCCAAGCUCAUUGCGACUAUGAAGGUGUCCGUCAUUACCACGGUGAUCUCUGGAACGGAACCAAAUGUCAAAUGUGUUCCUGUAACAAAGGAAUUGUCAGAUGCUUCGAAUUACAAUGCUCAGAAGUAACAUGCGAAAGAAAUCAAAAGCUUAUUCACAAGCCUGGAUCCUGCUGCCCAGAAUGCGUGCCUGUGACUUCUCAGUGCUUUCACAACGGCUUGUUAUAUCGCCAUGGUGACGAAUGGCAGACCAGUCCAUGUGAAAGAUGUGCAUGCAUACACGGAGUGACACAAUGCUUCAAUGCCGACUGCCAACCUUGCCCAGAACAUACUGUACCCGUACACAUGCAAGGUGAAUGCUGUCCAACAUGCGAACCCGUUACCUGCCACGCGGAUUGUUUAACAUGCAAUGGGCCUAAGUACGGUCAGUGCACAACUUGCAAGAACACGAGGCAUCUACUACAGGAAGGGAAAUGUGUCAGAAGAUGUUUGCCUGGGUUUUAUCAAGAAGGAAAGACUUGUAAACGUUGCCAUUCUACUUGCGAAACUUGCACACUGGCGAACUCACCCAACACUUGCACUUCAUGUAAAUCUCCUCUGCAACUACAGGACGGAACCUGUGUCGAGGAUUGCAUUCCCGGAUACUUCGACGACGAUGGACUUUGCAAACAUUGCAUGAAAGGAUGUGCAAGAUGCCUAAGUGCCAGCGUUUGUGUCGAAUGCACGAAUAAAACUAUGCUGGUACAAAAUGGAGAUUGUGCGGAUCGGUGUGGCAAAGAUUUCUUCUAUUCUGAUAACAUCUGUAAACCUUGUCAUUCCUCAUGCGCAUCCUGUUCAUCGGACUCCAACAUAUGCGAUACUUGUCCGCCAGGAAAGAUAAUGCAGAACCAUCUCUGCGUCAGUGAAUGCUCGCAGAAAUAUUACAAAACUAAAGACGGGAAGUGCGCAGCUUGCCACGAGUCAUGUGCAUCAUGUGUUGGACCUUUAGUAAACCAAUGUUCUACUUGCUCGGAGAAGAAAUUGCUUCAUAGCGGGAAAUGCAUUGAUAAUUGCCCGGCAGGAUUCUAUCCGAGCGACGGGGUAUGCAAAGCCUGUCACUUAAGUUGCCAUCUUUGUGUUGGUGGAUCCCCAUCUGAUUGUACAGCAUGCUCAUCCAAUACGCAAAUGCUUCAAUUGAGAUCCGACUUGUUCGCCACUGGUCAGUGCGUUGAAAACUGCGAUGAAGGACAUUACAUGGAAAAUAGAGUUUGUAGAGGCUGUCACGAAACUUGUGCCAGAUGUGACGGACCAUCAAACACCAAUUGUACAUCCUGCUUUAGUCACGGUUUUCUUCUAAUGACAUCACACAUGACGUCACAGUUGAGACAAAUGUGUCUGUCAGCAGACGAAUGCUGGGCGCUUAGUCUUGUCGCUGAUGAAAGAACGCAACAGUGUUACGAUAAAACGAAACUGGCCGAAUGUAAUCAGAUGAAAAAGUCGAUGAUUCUGACCUUGGGCUCAAGCGAUGACCUUGACAUUGAAAAAUGCGUCACGGUUUGCCCGAAAGGAACGUACAAAAAGACUACUCCUAGCGGUUCUAUGUGCGUUCCUUGUACCAGGGGUUGCGCAUCAUGUGACUCGAAAGACAAUUGUAUCGAAUGUGACGACAAAAAAUUACGCUCUCAAAUGACGUCACAAUGCGUAGAAUCGUGUGAAGACGGAUACUUUGCUUUGAAAGGUCAAUGUGAAUCCUGCCCUUCGGCAUGCACUACCUGUGAGCUUCCACCUAGUGGAGGAACAAGACCUCGUUGCACAUCAUGCAAAGACACAGGCGCAGUUCUUCAGUUCGGGGAAUGCAUUGCUGGAUGCGCAGAACAGUUUUACUCCGAUGUAGCAGGGAGCUCGCUUGGAACUCCGAUUUGCAAAGAAUGUGAUUGGAGUUGUAACCGGUGUUGGGGUCCGGAUUCAAACCAAUGUCUUGAAUGUAUGCCUGGCUCAAAACUACAGAAUGGAAGAUGUGUGAAACAAUGUACUUCAGGAUACUACCAAUCAUCAUCUGUUUGUCUUCCAUGUAAAACCAAGCAUUGUGUCUCCUGUGCUGAUGAAAACAGUUGCUCUGCAUGUCGUCUUCCACAUCAUAUCCAUGAAAACAAGUGCGUCUCAUCCUGUCCACAAGGAUACGUUCAUGAUCCAACAACCAACACAUGUGUAGCAUGUCCAUCACAUUGCCUUCACUGCACAACCCCAACAUCCUGCGACCAAUGCGAUGCUCAAACUUUCAUGCAGGCCGAAACCGACCCAUUGGAUAAAACCCCAAGACACAGACGAAGUUCACUUUGCGGAAAUUGCAGAAACGGAUACUUUGGAAAUGAAAUGACAAGACUGUGCCAGGCGAACAACGAAGCACCAGCUCUUUCCAUUCUUCGACCUAUCAUCGUCACAAUGAACGGAAGAUCAGUCAUUGAUGACAAAAUAAUAGAGGCUUCAGACAAAGACUCAGCCGAUGACCAACUGAAACUUAUUUUGGAAGCACAACCACGAAACGGGCGGAUUGAAGUCGAUAAUAUCAGAGUUCGAAUCGGUGACGAAAUUCCACUAUUAAAAAUCAAACAAGGAAGUGUUUGGUUUGUUCCAGAUGAGAUUGUUCGUCUACCUCGUGUUGCAAGGGUUAAAGUAACGGAUGGUCAUCUUGAAUCUGCAUCACAAGACAUCAACAUACUGAUUGUAUCCACUCACUCACCUAUGGUUGUCAGGAACAAGCCGCUUGUAGUCAGCUCUGGUCAAACAACAGAGAUAUCGUUGUCAAAUCUGAUGAUAACCGAUGACGACAAUUCAGCUGACGUCACAAUAACCAUUGUUUCAUCACCAAAGUAUGGAUUUAUCACUAAUACGAAUCACGUGGACACAGAGGUUUUGGACUUCACGCUUGAAGACAUCGAUCAGAAUGUUUUACGUUACACUCCGAGGAAAGGACUGAAGUCGAAAUCAACCUUGUAUGACGUCAUCGGACUUCAAGUAUCGGACAAAUAUCACGUGAUCAAUGUCGCACUCAGAGUGGAAAUCGUACCCAAGGCUUCUUCUGCACCGUCAUUAGUUACCAACAAACCAUCUCGUGUAAGAAGCAAAGGGCUUUUGCACAUUACAAGCGAGUUGUUGAACACUGUCGGGAAAAGAGUGAAAGACAAAUCCAAACUGGUCUACGCGCUCAAACCUGUGAACUUUACAAGCGGAGAAGUCGUUAAAAUUUCACCCAUGUCAUCUGAUGACCCAAUGCUAGUGACUGACAACUGGGUAAAGAUGGAAGACACCGUUUACAGAUCUCCGCCAUUGAUGAGGUUUUCACAAGAGGACGUAGACGAGGGCGAUGUCUGGUAUCGUGAUCUAGGCGGCCUUGGUGAAGUUGAGGCGUUUGAAUUCCAGGUUAUUGAUGAAAACUACCGACCAGCUCGUCACGUCACGGAUGACGUAUUCCGUGUGUCUGUGAUCCCAGAAAACACAGAGAAGCCUCACAUAGCAAGAGGAGUAAGUUUCCCACCGCAGAUGACAGCAACCGAGGACCAUGUCACUGUUUUACACAGUGGAUAUAUCAGAUAUACUGAUGAAGACACUCCUGAUAGAGAUUUGAUUUAUAAUAUUACGAAGUCCAUUCCGCCAUUCUUUGGAAGUAUUGAGCACGCAGACAACCCUCUCGUCCCGAUCACCGUCUUCACACAAAGUGAAAUCGAUUCAAACAAGAUCAUCUUCCGACCUGCCAGUGAAAUUAUGAUGUCAUCAAUGGGUGAUGGUAUUACUGAUGAAGUCAUAAUGGAUGACGAUUAUGAUGAUAUAAUGGACGGCGAAACCGCAGAAGACCUUUCGGAAUACGGAUACACAUACGAUCAUCAUAAGUAUGAAGCAUUCACAUUUGAAACUCGCGGUCUCCCUAAAGAAGUACAAUUCGAAUACACAGUAUCAGAUGGUCAACAUACAUUGGACCCAGCUAAGUUUACAAUCAAACUGGUCGACCAGGGAAACACUGCCGGUCCUACUUUCACCAAUCCGCAUCCUAGAAUUGAUGUCACACAAGGGGGAACUGCUCCUAUUGGAACGCAACAGCUGAGCAUCACUGAUCCAGAUACCCACCAUAGAGACUUGAUAUUCACUCUCGUGAAACGACCCCGUCACGGGUCAGUGGUCAGAAAUGACAGAGGAAUGAGAGUGAUGUUGAGAGAAGGAGAUUCAUUCACGCAUGACGAGAUUCAGCGCAACUCACUUCAUUAUGUCCACGACGGAUCAGACGAAGUACUAACUGAUCAACUACAAGUCAGCGUGACAGAUGUAACACACACAGCGACAAAAGUUAUUCAGGUAUCAGUACUGAAGACGGACAGCACCGGCCCCACUCCAGAUUUAUCGAGUGAAUUAUCUUUGGUAGUCAACGGUGGAAGCGUAGCAACUCUGAAACGAGAGAACCUUGCCUACGCUGAUCACGAUUCGACCGAUGCCGAGAUUAUCUACCACGUUGAAUCUGAACUUCUACACGGAAUACUUGACAGUGAAGUGCUGGGCGAUAUUGUAUCGGGUGACACCUUCAGCCAAGCGGACAUCAAUAUUGGACAUAUCAAAUACCGCAGCUCUGUGACAGCUGGUGCCAAACCACUCACCGACGAACUCCACUUCAGUGUGACGGAUAGAUCAGGCAACAAGCUAUCGAAUCAGUUGUUAACAAUCACAAUCACUCCCGCAGAUAGCCAACCGCCAGUGGUCACUGUUGGAACAGGAAUUCAGGUCGAAGAAGGCGGAAGUGUCCUCAUAACACCACGUGACGUGAUUGCAACAGAUGCGGAUACUCCGAAGAAGGAUUUGAAGAUCACGGUCACAACAAAACCAAGGGUUGGAUAUUUCUUGAACACAUUGAGAACAGACGUCUUAAACGCUGACGAAGAAGAAGUUUGGUUCAGCAUGCAAGACGUCCUCGAUGGAGCAAUAUAUUAUGUUCAGAGUCUGCACCGACACUCAGAACCAAAGAAAGAUUUCUUCAAGUUCACGGUCUCUGAUGGCCACAACGUUUCACCGAAUUAUAGAAUGAAUAUUACUAUAACGCCUACUAACGACGAAGAACCUUCUGUCAAGACGAACACUUUAAUCUGCAAAAAUGGUCACGCAACAAUGAUUCUCAACGCAUCAUUGCUCGUGCAUGACGAAGACACUCCCACAAACGAAUUGGUUUUCACUGUGACGUCAUUACCACGCCAUGGAUACCUUGUAAAGUUUUCAGAAAAGAUGCCACAUGACAUGAUGAAUAAACUAAAGAUGAUGGGAAAUGGCGCUCUCCAGCUAGACAUGAUGGAAGAGAAGAAGUUGAUGAAACUAAGAGUCGGAUCCACAUUCACCUACCAGGACGUUCUUGACCAACUUAUUUGCUUUGAAAGUGAAGGAUACGCAUCUCAUGCGUUAACAGUGCACAGACGCAGAAGAGAUACUCUUGGCUUUGUUCUCAGUGAUGGACAUUACGAGACUCCGGGGAGCAUCAAUAUUGAUGUUGAGCCCGACGACACCGCUGCGCUAACAUCAACAACAGACUACAACGAUUUUGAUACGAGUGAUGCUGAGUCUGAAUUCCAUGAAAACGUGAUCGAAGAAGAAGUGAUGCUGCAUAAGACAUUGGUUGUGCCAGAGGUUGAAGCAAAUACUGGAAUCACCGUGGAGAAAGGCACUACGACAGUGAUUACUCGUACUAACUUGCAAGCAUCAGAUAAAGGAAGCCUUGACAAUUCGCCACGUUAUGUUGUUGUCCGUGGACCAACUGUUGGAUUUCUUCAACUGCAUAAAUCACAAUUCCUAAUCAACGUUACGUCAAGCGGAGAAAGUGAAUUUUAUCAGCAGGACAUUGAUGAAGGAAUGCUCCGUUAUGUUCACCCAGAAGAAGAACAAGGAGGGAAUUUCAAUUUCCGCUUCAAUGUCGUUGGAGCAUCUGGAAGUACUUUGCCAGAACAGACAUUCAACAUUCUUGUCAAAGAAGAUAGGAGACCGCCAGUGAUUAGAAUAAAUGACGGGAUUGCGGUCCAAGAGGGUUCAUCGCAGAAAAUCACAUCAGAGAAGCUUUCUGCCAGCGAUGAUGUUGGACCUACUCAACUUUUGUACACAAUCACUAAGGAACCAAAGCUUGGGAGAGUCGAAUUCGUCAACAGACCAGGCCACCGGAUUCGUUCCUUCACGCAAAGCGACGUGAACAAAGGAAAGGUACAAUACACGCAUACAAGCGAUGAACAACAUCACCUCAGCGACGUCUUUGCAUUCUCUUUGUCAGAUGGAACGAACAAGGUUUUCCAGGAGUUUUUCAUCACUGUUCUUCCGGUCGACAAUUCUCUCCCAGUUUUACAAAAUAAAGGAAUCAGAGUCCAGGAGGGAGUCAGGAAAACCAUCACUGAAUUUGAGUUAAAAGCGACGGAUAAGGACACAGCUGAUGCCUUGGUCACCUUCACAAUUCUUCAAUCUCCUGUGCAUGGGAACAUUGAACGCACAAACAGCCGGGGAGAUCGUUACAUUCCUGUGACUGGAUUCAGCAUGGAAGAUAUUUAUCAGAGUCGAAUCAGUUAUAACCAUGAUGGAAGCAAUUCUGUUGAAGAUAGAUUUACAUUCACUGUUGAAGACGGAACCAACAAGGAAUUCAUAAUAACAGAAGAAGGAGCGCAAGUUACAACAAGCUCACAUCAGUUCUUUGACAUCACUAUACUUCCAGUAGACGAUGGAACCCCAAGGCUUGUCACCAACAAAGGCCUGCAUCAUCUUGAAUAUAUGGAUAAUAAGGCAAUGGGGGUCAUAUCGAAGCGUCAACUUCUGACUGAAGAUCCAGAUACAUCAGCAGAUAUGAUAACGUACACAAUCACUUCUGAUCCAAGGCAUGGACACAUUGAAUCCAAUCUUCAACCAGGACAUCCUUUGAAGGCAUUCAGUCAGAAGGAUGUAAAUAUGGGUAUUAUUCGAUACAUACUUUCUGACACUUCAAUGGACCAAACUCGUGAUUCUUUCAUGUUCAACGUCAGAGAUUCCAUGCCAAACGUAGUCACUGGAAACAUCUUCCAUAUAAGAUGGAGCGUGUUCACUCUUGAUAAACCAACUUAUAUGGUAAAAGAAGGAGCCGGUCACAUAGAUAUUGUAGUAAGGAGACAUGGCAACUUGAAUUAUGCCAUCGUACUUUGCCGCACUGAACCAGGAACAGCUACCUCUGUCACAUCUAACACCCCUGGACAACUGGACUAUGUGGAACAUGCAGGACAGGUUCAAUUUGAUGAGCAUGAGGAUGAGAAAGUUUGCACGAUUGAGAUCAAAGAUGAUUCAGUUUAUGAAGGAACCGAACAGUUCACUGUGCUACUUGCUCAGCCCAACUAUGCACUGCUAGGGUCAAUCACCGAAACAACCGUUACAAUUGACGAUUCUGAAGACAAACCAACAUUACAGUUUGAUGAAUCUGAGAAAGUUGUUCAAGAGAAUGAUGACACUUUCUUUCUGACCAUCAGAAGAACAGGUGACAUCAACAAGAAGGUAACUGUGAUCUGCCACACACAAUCCGGUACAGCAACAGGGUCAAGUGCAUCCGGGCAUGUCGGAUCUGGAUCAGAUUAUAAAAGCAGAGAUCGAAAUGAUGAACAUAGUGUUGUUGUUUUUGAACCCGGCGUCAGUACAGCAACCUGCGAUGUGAAACUGAUUGAUGACAGCAUUUAUGAAGAAGAUGAACAAUUCACUGUCAAACUAACUGAUCCUUCUUCUGGUGCUCAAGUCGGAGAAAUGGCCAAGGCCGAAAUUACAAUUGCCGGGCCGAACGAUGCAGCCUCUGUCUUUUUCUCCAACAAUCAUUAUGAAUUUUCUGAAAACCAAGGAACUGUUGAUGUCACUGUUGUUCGAACUGGAUCUGAUUUGAGUCAAUCCACAGAUGUUUGGUGCGCUACCCGUGCUAUGGAUCCAGUGUCAGCUGUUCCCGGAGAAGAUUUUGUUCAGAGUUCUAACAAGGUUACAUUCAGGACUGGUGAAACUACAAAGGUCUGCUCAAUGAUGAUCUUAGAUGACUCGCAGGCACCAUCAGUGGAGGGAAAUGAGACAUUUGAAGUUUAUUUGAGUUCUGUUCUCCGAGCUAAACUUGUGACUCCACAUCAUGCUGUUGUGACUAUUAAUGACACCCUGGAUGACAUCCCAACAAUGGAAUUCUUGAAAACAUCUGUCGAAGUAAAAGAGAAAGACAAGCUGGUUUCACUGGCAAUAACUCGGGAAGGUGACAUAAGCAGUUCAUCUUCUGUCAUCUGCUAUACAAGACGAAACACUGCAGAAGUAGAACAAGAUUUUAAUGAACGAGCAAACACUGAGACAUCAAGAAUUGUUUUCAAACCAGGACAAAAGCUCGCUUACUGCAAUGUGACUAUAGUGGAUGACAAUUCAUAUGAAUCAAGUGAGAGGUUCAGCGUUCAUCUUACUGGUGCUAUCGGGAGUAAAUGGUACGGAGCGACAGUCGGAGAAAAGAAAGUCGUUGAAAUUACAAUCACAAAUGAUGAAGAUGCUCCUACAAUCAUGUUUGAGAGAGCUGAGUUCUCAAUCCGUGAACCAGACUUUGGCGAAGAAAGUCGACAGCUCGUUGUCAAAGUUAUAAGAACUGGAGAUGCAAAUGAGAUAAGCAAGGUUCGUUGCAGCACUAGAGAUGGUUCAGCUACUUCUGGAUCUGAUUAUGAACCCAAGAGUCGAAUGUUGAGAUUCCAACCUGGUGACACAGAAGUUAGUUUCAGGGUUAAUAUUCUUCCCAACGAUGACACUGAAUGGCACGAAACCUUUUUACUGGUGUUGGGACCUGAUGAUCCAGUGAAUGCAGUGCUGGGACCAAUAUCACAAGCUACUGUUACUGUACUUGAUAAAGAUGCUGCUGGAAGUUUAAUUCUACCCACAACUCCUGUAGUGGUGUCACUCCUCAAUUACGAUAAUGUCAAAGAAGGUUUAGAAACAAAUCCAUCUCCAGGUUACCCCCUUGUUUGUGUGACCCCAUGUGACCCACGUUACCCAGAAUAUGCCGACACACGAAACCAUUGUGAGGAAGCUGGAAUUAACGCUUCUGCUAUUAUAUUCAGCUGGGAGGUUGCCAUGCCAACCAAUAUAGAAGGAGGGGGGAGUCAACCAUUCGAAAAAGUUCAGGAUGAAACUCCUUUCACAAGUGUGAACACUAAAGUGUUGGACAGUAUCUAUUUUGCAAGAAGGUUUCAUGUACGAUGCAUUGCCCAAGCAGUUGACAGUCAGACUGGCACAGCAGGAACCCCACUUCGCAGUAAUGUGGCAACUAUCAGCACAGAUUCUGGGCUUUGUCACAAUCCCAUCAUGUCAGGGACCGAGCGAGGAUUCCAGGCUCAAAGUUUUAUAGCAAAGUUGGAUUACAUUCCACCGACAUCUGAAGAACAUCCUGAUUCUUUGCAAAUAUCAGUUGAAAUUCCUCACCAAGAUGGCCGACUACCUCUCAUAUCAACUAUGCCAUUCAAUAACCUCAAAUUACUUCUCUCGCGAUCAAUUGAUAGGCAACAGCACUUGUGCUCAAACAUGAUGUACAACGGGAAAACUGUUCAUGUCAAACCUUCCGACCUUGUCAUCAAUGAUGAAGAACUCCUUCAUGAUAUUGGAAAAUAUCUCGGCUUCAUUGAGCCAACAGAUUACUCCAAGUUAUCUCUCGGACCGGGAUUUGACAAACCGUUCCAACUUGAUCCAACUGUACGAGAACCAAAGUCAAUCGACUUGUACAAAUACUUGAACUUGAAGAGCUGUGUUUGGAAAUUCAAAGCUCAUUACAAGAUGAACCAACUUAUUGAUUAUUGCAAUGGAAAAGUAGAUCCUGAUUAUCAUGUCCGGGAUUCUCCUAAGUCUCUUGUCACAGUAACAGUGCCCCUGCAUGUCUCGUAUGUGUAUGUAACUGCACCAACUGGAUGGGGAGCUCUGGAACACAGGACUGAGAUGGAAUUCUCGUUCUUAUAUGAUGGUGUUAUGUGGAAAGGAGAGGGAAUACAGACAGAGGGCGACCGAGCUGCAAAGUUCCAAGUUACAAAAAUGAAGAGUCGAGAUGAUGGAAGACUGGAAAUCAUUUUUGAAACCAUUGUACAGUUUAGAGGACUGUUUGUCCUUGAGCACCAUACAUUACCAGGAAGGAAAUCAGCUGUUAUUGCUCCCGAUGGAAUUAACGUUCAAUUUGAACUGGAGAAUGUUUGGAACGAGAACAAAUUCGAUUCCCCUCACCAACACUGGAGGGCAGUAAGCAAAUACAGUAAGAAGGAUUACAGCGGAGAGUACGAGAUACAACUUCUACCUUGCACUGUUACUCCAACUGCUAAAUGGAAACCUAUUGAACCUGGUCAAGAAGUAUCAUGUACCGCAUAUGCACCUGUGAAGUUCAAGCUUCCAAUAACUUUCCAGCAGACCAGCCGCCCCGUUCCUGUUGUUUAUUCACUGAACACAGAGUUUCACCUCGGAAAUAACGAAAAACUUUUCCUGAUGGAUCCAAGAGAAGCUAAAGAAAGUGAAUUGGAUUACAAGGGAUCAUUCUCCAAAGGUCAAACAAUAUUCGGCCGAGUCUUAUGGAGCCCUGACCAAGAUCUACACAAUGCAUACAAGUUGCAAUUGGAGAAAGUUUACCUCUGUACUGGGAGAGAUGGUUACAUUCCAACUUAUGACCCAGAAGGCACAGUUUAUCAUCAGGGCCCACAGUAUGGAUGUAUUCAACCGAGCAGAAGCUUGCAGCAUAGGUUCUUGUUACUUGAUCGAAGCAGCAGAGAUGCAGAAGACAAAUACUUCCACGAUGUUUCAUUCGGAGCACAUUUUGCCUCAGAUGUUCCAGAUUAUGCCAAACUUGCUGAAUUGCCAGGGGUUGAUGGGUUCCUAAUCAGAGUGGACGCUCUGUACAAAGUAGAAGCAGGGCAUCAGUGGUAUCUACAGGUAAUGUACGCAAUUGGGCCAGAAGAUAUGAUGUUAUCAAGACGUCGUCGAGCAGCUGCGAUUAUUCCAUUACAUCGCAAACGUCGUAGCAUCACUGACGAUAUCCAAUCUUAUCGCAAUGGAACCAACAUGAAAGGAAUCGUUGUCGAAAAGGAAGAGGGAGCGCCUGCUACUCUCAUAGCGAUUGGAGUUUCAUCUGUUGUUCUCCCAAUAUUAUUUUGUUGUCUUUUCGCUCUUUGCUGUGUUCGUCGACGACGACGAAAACAGAAAGGCGAUAAAGUCAAACAGAGCCAUAUAGUGGUUGUCCAACAUCACGAUAAAAAAUGUGUCGACGAUGACAUCAGUGAUCAAGAGUCUGGUGAGUCAUGGCCACUAUCUAGCGAGAAAGAGCACAAACGUUCGAACUCUGCUGGUCUCGCUACCGUUGUUUCGGUGAAGAAACAAAAAUAUGAGAAAAACUACCAACGUAAUGUUAAUGUAAACGACGUUGAAAUGCAACCUCUAAAUAGGGGGCAGACUAAUAAUACCAAACCUCGCUCUCAAGUAGGUAAAUCACGAAAAAAGAAAAGCAUACCCAUUGUAGACAAUCUAAGAAUGAACAAUGAAGAAGAUGGCACUGAAGUAUGAUGUAACAAUAACACUUUUAUUGCACUAACUAUUACAUCAUAAGUACCAUCACCUCAGCAGACAACAAGUGUUAUCCACGGAAUUCUGAAUCCAAAUACUUGCCUACUUUGUUAUUGUUUUCGUAAAAUCGCAAAGAAUUUUAGGUUAAGAGUUAUGAUAUUUAUAUUUUUAUUGUAUUUUAUGCACCAAAACUUUAAAUUUUGAGAAAAAAAAAUGAUUUGAGAAUGAUUGAAAAUGUAUGUGGCCUGGUUUGAUUGAACAAGAGUUGAGUGAAAUACAAGCUGUGCAGCAUUAAAAUCGUUAGCUUUUCUCUCCUCGAGAUGGGAAUGGAAAUCAGCGGAAAUAUUAUCCACUGACGUAUUUGAAAUUUAUUCUUAGUACAGAGAGUUGAAUAAUCGAUUUCAAAAGGUUAAAAUAUUUCAAAUACUGUUCCAGUGUAAU